AUGUUUCGAUCUUCCUACCGUGUCUCGCAAUUCCAGGACCUCGAGCGUAACCGCCGCCGAACCGUAUGGCCUACUGCGAUGGGAGACGAUACUCAGAUCAGCAGACCGUGGAUCAACCCCUAUGAUGUCUCUGCCGAAUCGAAUCAGCGUAUCACGAGUGUUUUCGACACUGAAGGCCGUGCUGCACGUAUGAGUGCCAUGGUGGACUCGGCGCUCUUCCCGCCAUCCCUGCAGGCUCGCAAUCGACAUUCAGCAUGGGUUGGGAACAGCGCACAGAGACAGACAUGGCUCGCCCCAGUGACACAGGCUGAUGUCAAGGAGCGUACGUGGUCUGGGGAGUUCGACGUUGAAAGGCGGCCUUCUUGGCAGUCACGCGGAUCGGACAGGCGGAGCGGCGAACUGGAUAUGGAUGAUAUCGAGAAUAAUGUCAAGAAGGAACCAUACCCAGUCGACUGGGAGGAGGGGGAUCUUGAGAACCCUCUCAACUUCAGUGUCGGUCGCAAAUGGUUUAACGCUAUGAUGCUUGCUUUCGCUUGCUUCAUGGUGUCGAUUGCAUCUUCCGGAUUCUCGCAGGGCACUGCGCAGCUCAAGACCGAAUUCGACAUCUCGCAGACCACUGCUCUCCUGACCACAUCGACCUUUGUUCUUGGCUUUGCCGUCGGCGCUCUCAUUCUCUCACCGCUCAGCGAAGUCUAUGGCCGUCGCGAUCUCUACGUCAUUACAUUCGGAGCCUUCGUAGCCUUCAGCGGCAUCGUGGGCUUCUCCAGCUCCAUGACUGUUGUCAUCGUCUUGCGCUUCUUCGGCGGCCUCGCCGGCUCCUUCACGCAAGCCGUCGCCCCCGCCGUGGUGGCCGACAUGUUCAACGCGCAAGACCGCGGGAUCGUCAUGUCUAUCUUCACGCUCGCGGGAUUAGUGGGCCAAAACCUCGGCCCUAUCAUCUGCGGGUUCCUCGUCAAAGCGUACGGCUGGCGCGCAAUCGCAAUCCUGAUCACCUUCGCUUCGGGUCCGACUUGGAUCGUCCUCACGCUCACGUUCCCCGAGACGUACGCACCUGUGUUGCUGCAACGCCGCGCAAAGCGCCUCACUGAAGAGACAGGCAAACAGCACCAAGUCGCCGGUAUGGCGCCCAAGCCCAUUGCGCAGCAACUCCGUGUCGGCGCGCUGCGGCCCUGGAUCAUGUUGAUCUACGAACCCAUCGUCACGCUCCUCUCGCUCUUUCUAUCCGUUGUACACGGCACUCUCUUCCUCCUCUUCGCCGCCUACCCUAUCGUGUUCCAACAAACCCGCGGGUGGGAACAGGGCGUCGCGUCCUUGCCUUUCGUCGCAAUCAUCGUCGGCAUCAUGGCCUCGCUCGUAUAUGUCGCGCUCGUUGAUCAGAAGCGGUACGCGCGCGUCGUGGCCAAGUACGACGGGAAUGCGCCGCCCGAGGCGAGGCUGCCGCCUGCGAUGCUGGGCGCUGCUGCGCUGCCUAUUGGCUUGUUCUGGUUUGCAUGGACAAAUGCCCCGGAACUGCCUUUCAUGAUCUGCGUGUCUGCCGGCGCUUUGUUUGGAUUCGGUAUGGUUUUACUCUACAUGUCGCUCACUAACUAUAUCGUUGAUGCAUAUCUCGGGUACGCUGCUUCCGCUCUUGCAGCCAGCACCGUUUUGCGCAGUAUUGCUGGCGCGGUCUUUCCUUUGUUCACGGCCCAGAUGUAUUCCAGUCUUGGUAUUCACUGGGCGAGUAGUGUUCCGGGCUUUCUGGCACUGAUAUUUAUUCCUUGUUUGUUCAUGUUCUACAAGUGGGGCGACAAGCUGAGAGGAAUGACGAGGUUUGGGGCUGAGGCCGCAAGUAUGGCCGGCAAAUAG
This is a messenger RNA of Didymella exigua CBS 183.55, 1845 nucleotides long. RefSeq names its product membrane transporter. Lineage: Eukaryota; Fungi; Ascomycota; Dothideomycetes; Pleosporales; Didymellaceae. Gene Ontology annotation, cellular component: membrane. Gene Ontology annotation, biological process: transmembrane transport. The transcript has a single exon. The record is from RefSeq and is a predicted model, not a curated record. Gene Ontology annotation, molecular function: transmembrane transporter activity. The coding region runs from base 1 to 1845 and encodes 614 amino acids.